This is a messenger RNA of Cryphonectria parasitica EP155, 573 nucleotides long. RefSeq lists its product as uncharacterized. NCBI's taxonomy places the organism in Eukaryota, Fungi, Ascomycota, Sordariomycetes, Diaporthales, Cryphonectriaceae. The annotation marks the transcript as partial. The record is from RefSeq and is a predicted model, not a curated record. Gene Ontology annotation, molecular function: ribonuclease III activity; structural constituent of ribosome. Gene Ontology annotation, biological process: mitochondrial translation; RNA processing. Gene Ontology annotation, cellular component: mitochondrial large ribosomal subunit. The transcript is spliced from 3 exons.
AGACCGAGAUGGUCCUACACACCAGAGAGGCUGAAGGGCCGACACGGCUUCUCCCUCAAUCCGAUCAGGGACCCGCGCAGAGCGAUAUGGCACGUGAACAAUGACCCGGCCAAGCUGGACGACUUCUACGAGCGCUUUCUGGGAAGGAACGGGUCCAAGAUGCUCCCGGAGGAGCUGAGGUGGUUGGCCAUCACACAUAAGAGCUUUGACUACGGUCGGAGAGGAUUUAACACGAGAUUGGCAUUCUUUGGUAAGGCCUACCUACCUUUUGCGCGUAAAUACCUUGAUGACCCCUGGAGACGGGACCAUUUCGAGUCACCUGCCCUGCGGAACGUCGACAAGCUCAGUGUGAACAGGCCGACGGAUUUCAUGUCUGUGGAUGAACUGGCAAGAGUGGGCAUCAAGACCCAGCUGGACAAGGUUAUGCGGUGGAAACCUAGAAUUCCUGAGAAUCUGAAAUCAUCCGGUAUCGACGUCGUCCUUGCAACGACACUGUUUGCCAUCGUCGGGGCCGUCUCGCUGCAGCAUGGUGGUGACGUUGCAAGCAGGAUUGCUCGCGAGAAGAUCCUAGCA